AAAAAAACAACAAAAAAAAUGGAAGAAGACGAGGAAACUGUUGGAUAUUGGAAAACUAAAUUAAUGGAGUUGCAAGAGAAAGCCCCGAAGCCAAUAAUGGUUAUUUGCCAACAAAAAAUAGUCGAUAAGCCUUAUUACUAUGGAAAAGAAUUUCAUGGAUUUAUUGAUCGAGAAGAGGCGGAAAAGCUUGUAUUAGCAGUGGGCGAAGGAGCAUUUUUAGUUCGUGCUUCUAGACGUUCUGAAGGUGCUUUUACGCUUCAUGUUGUUUUUGAAGGGGUUGUACAAAAUUAUAAAUUAUUUUAUGAUGGUGCCCAUUAUGUUGGGAUUAAAAGAUAUGAUUCGAUCGAAAUUUUGGUAGAAGAUGGACUCAUAAACAUGUAUGUAGCGGAACAUGCUUCUAGCUACAUUAAUAGCAUGGCGGAUGAGGCUGUUUAUGAACUUAGCCCCUACUCUCAUUAUCAUCGAGCACCAGAACUUGACAAUUCUGACAAACAACGUCAAAUAGCUCCUCGAUGUCACAAUUUUACUUCUUUUACGUUCAAAAUGCCGCAUUAUUGUGAUUUUUGUAGAAAUUUUCUUUGGGGAUUGGUGCAACAGGGUGUCCGUUGUUUGGAUUGUGGUUUCUCAGCUCAUCUCAAAUGUAGUGAAAAAUCACGUCCAGAUUGCCGUCCAGAAGCAAAAUAUAUUAAAAGAAUGUUUGCUGUUGAUUUAACAACACUUUGUUUAGCACAUGGAGUGCGUGUACCAACUCCUUUACUACAUUGUAUAGAUGAGGUAGAAAGACGUGGAAUAAAUGUUGAAGGAAUUUAUAGAGUUUCUGGUUCAUUUGAACGCAUAGACAAACUUAGAAGACAAUACGAUUUAUCUCAUAAUGUAGAAUUAUCUCAAGAAGAAGACAUACAUACAGUUGCCGGCCUUUUAAAGUUAUAUCUUCGACUUCUCCCCCAACAAUUGUGUAUUUCGAGCACUUUUGAAGGGAUAUACAAGCAGUAUGGAAAAUUUGGAAAGAAUUAGGAAUUGCCGAACACUUUUGGCCCAUUUAAGAAAAAUAGCAAAUAAUUCAACAGAAAAUAAAAUGAGUGCAGAGAAUCUCAGUACAAUAUUUAGCCCAACAAUUUUUUGCACUGGAAAUUUUCCAUUUCCUGCACUUCCCAAUCAGGUAAAUUUUAAAUUAAUUUAUUAAAAAAUAAUUUUUUAGCAACAUGUUCUACUUAAUUUUUUAAUUGUUAAUAGAAAUAUACUUG
Messenger RNA from Meloidogyne enterolobii, 1244 nucleotides. NCBI's taxonomy places the organism in Eukaryota, Metazoa, Nematoda, Chromadorea, Rhabditida, Meloidogynidae. The record is from the annotation of a GenBank genome assembly.